Molecule: messenger RNA, 879 nt
Organism: Aureobasidium pullulans EXF-150
Lineage: Eukaryota; Fungi; Ascomycota; Dothideomycetes; Dothideales; Saccotheciaceae
Exons: 1
Coding region: 106-789 (227 amino acids)
Source: RefSeq, a predicted model, not a curated record
GGAAGAUGUCGCUACCUGCCAACUCGGAAGCACAAGCAAACAUAUCGACCUCUCUGCUAACCAUGGUCUGCUUUUUUCGAGAUCCUCCCGAGGAUAAGGCAAUCCAUGGUAAGCACAAAAAGCACGUGCAAUUCACCUUUUUCACGCCCUAACAUCCAAGCUCCAUUGUAUCAAUCUUGCACUUUCCUCGCCGCCUUCCGAACAAAUUUACCAAAACAUUGCAAUUUCGGCACGGGCGUGAAGGAUCAACAAGAAUUUAGAGAAGCAGCAGAGAGGCGAGAGAGAGGCGAGAGAGAGGCGCUGCCACCACAUUUCACCCACAGACCGCCUGUUCGACAAGUUUCGACAAGUCCAAACCGCAAAACGGGUCUCCCAGCGCACAGAUGUCAGCCUACAAUUUUAAACAAUCGCAAUACAAGAACGCUCGAGCUUUGGAGUCGGUGUCGCCUCAGAUUCCAGAUCGCACUGUCAACAUCGCUUGCGCACCGCAAACGGCGAGUCAGAGGAACGCCUGGAGCAGCUCUUGGUUCUGGUGCGACCUGCCCUGCCGCCGAACUGUCUGAGCGUAAUCCGACGACAACUCGUUCUUUCGGGACGGCCGUCAAACAGCUCAUCUCAUCUUCCGUUCGCUGUGCACUGUUUUCUGUCGCAAUCAUUCCGUCUACGCGCGUAGCAAGCAGACGUAGCAACGAUUCAGAUCAGGGCUGUCAAGCAAAAAGUUCCCUUCUUCUCUUUCCGACGUCCCGUCCUGCGAGUCAAGGACCAUCCAGAAGUCGAAAUGGCUCUUGAACAUUGCCCUGCCCUGAUCUCCCGACAAACAGCAACAGAGGGACCGCGUGAUUUAUUUCCGUCCUCCUUCUUAUUCUCGGGAGGUCUUGC